AUGUCGACAGUACCACCGCCGGACCUAAUUAAGGGCAGCCUUGCCUCAGGCGAGGGCAUUCUCAUGCUUGGACUCCCUCGGAGUGGUAGCCUAUCGCUGACUUGGGCGUUACGCCGGCUAGGCUACAAGCACGUACAUCACGCAACCGAGCAAAUACAAGACUCAGCGCAAUGGGAGACCGCAAUCAGGGCGGCUUGGGCCUGCUUUCCAGUAUUGAGCCGCAAUGCCGGAACACCAAUGCCAGCUCCUUUCACCAGAUCUGACUGGGACAGCUUCCUGGGCCAGUGGCAAGCAGUCAGCGAUACAGCUAGUGUUUUCGCUCCACAGCUGAUCGAGUCGUACCCAAACGCCAAGGUCAUACUAGUACAACGGCCUUUCAAUGCUUGGUACAAGAGCUUUAGUGAUGUCUUUUUUGACACUCUGUUUUCCCCUAUACGUGGAUUUCUGCUUCAGCGAAUCAUUGCGCCAAUAACCGGCUUGUCGGUAUUUGUAUCACAGCCUAUUGUGGUUUAUGGCUUCUUUGGUACUCGCAGCGCGCGAGAGGCGAAGCUCAACGCUAAGGAAACAUACGACAAACAUUAUGCAACAGUGCGGAAGAUGGUAAAGCCAGAAAAUUUGCUAGAGUACAAGCUUGGGGAUGGGUGGGAGCCUUUGUGUAAGUUCUUAUCAAAGGACGUACCAGACGAGCAGUUCCCUCGGGUCAACGAGAGUUCAAAUAUUAAGGAUUUCAUCAACAAGCAAAUUGCCUCGCUUUUGCUACUGUCUUUGAGUAUUGUGAUCAAAAAGUUAUCAUAUGCUCUAUUUUUUGGGCUAGGUUAUUAUGUGCGUGGCAAGGAAUUUUAUUGA
This is a messenger RNA of Penicillium lagena, 846 nucleotides long. Its product is annotated as sulfotransferase family protein. NCBI's taxonomy places the organism in Eukaryota, Fungi, Ascomycota, Eurotiomycetes, Eurotiales, Aspergillaceae. Bases 1 to 846 code for a protein of 281 amino acids. The record is from RefSeq and is a predicted model, not a curated record. The transcript has a single exon.